Molecule: messenger RNA, 1553 nt
Organism: Poecilia latipinna (sailfin molly)
Lineage: Eukaryota; Metazoa; Chordata; Actinopteri; Cyprinodontiformes; Poeciliidae
Exons: 8
Coding region: 1-717 (238 amino acids)
Source: RefSeq, a predicted model, not a curated record
AUGAGGUAUCAGCACAUCCAAGACCUCAUUCCUUUCUUCAAGUGUAAGUUAGGAGAGUUUGGGUCGGCAUUGGAAAGCCUCUUUCCCCCAGUAAACCCCCCCGCCUCCCGCUUCACUCCGGCCAUUUUCCUCCUCUUCCUCCGGAUAUUUGAGACGGCGACAGCACCAAGGCUGACGGUCAGCCAGCUGGAGCAGCUCUGCUUCUCUGAGGCAUCCUGGGAACCGAUUAAAGAUGCUGUGCCACUGAAGAGGUCUGAGCUGGUGAAGUUUGCUCUCAAAGCCCAGAGAUGCUCCUUGUCGGUCUACUCAGAUCCUGAGUGUUGGGCCAGUUUACUGAAAGUGGUCUGCUCUCCUCAUGGCUCUCCGACUGCCCUGCCCAUACCCAGCCAACAGUUUCUAUACGAGUCGCGGGAUGCCGUCAUAGACCAGCUCAACCAGCAGGGUUACAACAUACAGAUUUCCCGCUGCUUUCUCAGGACAUACCCAGAUCAGGCCUUGUUGCUGUUGGUAACAGGAGCCUUGGGUGUCAGAAUCCUUCAGGGUUCUUUUAGUCCAGCUCUGCCUGUUCUCAAUGCUUAUAAGGACAACCUGUGGGCCUUUCAGUGGCUGUGUGACGGCAUGACGUCCAGUCAAGACCGUCUCCACUCCUUCCUGAAGGAGAUUACACAGAAGCCGUCAAACACACCAGGAAAUCAGCUGGUCGUUGAUUUCAAGUAAAGUUUCCUUCAGAGGUUCAGCUCUGAAGCUCUAAAGUCUCACCUGGAUGAUCUGCCUGCUGAGGACACUUCUUCCGAAAAGGACUGUUUUUUUUUCUUCUUCUUCUUUUUUUAUCUCAAUGUGAAGCCAUGUGGGACUUGUGUUGUAUUUCUUGCUUACUUUAAGUACCAUGACAGUAACGCUGAGCAACAGUAAGAUUCUGCUGUCAUGUGCUUUACAUUUGAACCUCUUUCUGCGGCGCAGUGGAUGGUAGGAAUGUGCAUCAGUUGACACACAGAGGGAGAGAACUCUUUACUCUUUCACCAUUUAUUAAGCUAAACAAUUCCCUCAAUUCUCUUAAUGUAAUUUAAUGAAACUGGUUUUUGAUGUGCUGUACAAUAACACUGGUUUUAGACCAUAACAUAUGUUGCUUUAUACAGUUUGAAAAUCAGUCAACUAUUUAAAAAACAAUUUAGACAAAGCUUAAAAGAUAACUUUAAAAAUUAACUUUAGAACAGACUAAUACUGAAAUUAAAAGUUCCUAUGCAGCAAAAAGAUCAGUUCAGAUGGAAAAAUAAUUUCCAUACUUUAUUUUCUGUCUCAUUAAUGUAUUCAUCCAUUUGACUGUUUGUUUUUUCUACUUUCAUAUUUAAAACCUUGUUCCAUGUUGUACAGUAGUAUUGAAUCUACUUUAAAGAUCAACCAAAUAUUUGCCGAGUGCAGCUAAAGUGGACAUGAAUUCUGUUUCUGUUCCUGUAUAAUGAUUUUCUUUCAUGUUCAUAAGGAUUCGUACUGCCAUCAGUGUUAAUGAUUUCUGAGAUAAUCUGGUUUAAUAAAUGACUCCAGUGUUUGGCCUU